UGGCGAGUCUGUCCUCAGGCUAACCAACUAGUGCCUGAUUAGUUCCAACCGGGAAUUGCUUCCUGUUCCUGUUAUGUCCUUCUUCUUUCUUCUUCUUCUUCCUCCUCCUCUCUCCUCUCUCUCUCCUCUCUUCCUUCUCUCGCUUCUUCUUUUUCUCUUCGUCUCCACCCCUCUCCUCUUUUUUCUCUGGCGCGCCUUGUAUGAUGCUCUCUUUCCCUCCCGUCGCACCAUGACUUCUCCCUCCCCCAAUGGCGCUUCCCGUCCACCCUUGACCCAUCCGGAUCAGCCGGAUUCUCAGCAGCACUUGCUGGCGCACGAUGCCUCCCUCACGGUCGCACAAUCCGUCUCCCUCACCUUGGCCGGGGACUCCCUCAUCGUUCUUGACGAGCGCCCGUCGCGCCAAGCCGAUCGCACGUGCUGCGGUCUCCUCCCCUUAUCAGCACCCCAAGAGACCCACUCCAUCGCCCUUUUUAACAUCCUCGAUGCCGAUCUUACCCCGACCGACUUGACCAUCACAUACGCCGCGCCGCAACCGAAAUCGGAGAUUUCCGUGGCCACCCUCCACUACCCGGUCGCGCAGAAGGAAAAAGCACAGAUCGAAAAGUGGGUGGCCAAGCUGCUCGACCUCGCAUACGGUGCCGCCCAGCGCCAUCGUCGCCUCAAGGUCCUGAUCAAUCCCUUUGGCGGACAGGGUGGCGCCCGGAAACUCUACCACAAGUACGCCGAGUCCGUCUUCGCGGCCACUGGGUGUCGUCUGGAUGUGCAGGAGACCACCCACCGCGGCCACGCCACCGAGAUCGCCGAGAAUAUUGACGUCGACGCUUACGAUGCAAUCGUCUGCUGCUCUGGGGAUGGUUUGCCGUACGAGGUCUUCAAUGGUCUGGCCAAGAAGCCGAACGCGAGGGAGGCCCUCGCCAAGGUGGCUGUGGCCAUGUUGCCAUGCGGGUCCGGGAACGCCAUGUCGUGGAACCUCUACGGCACGGGGAGUGUCUCCGUCGCCGCCCUGACGAUCGCCAAGGGCGUCCAAACCCCCAUAGAUCUGGUCUCCCUCACACAGGGCCAGACUCGGACCCUUUCCUUCCUGUCGCAAUCGUUCGGGAUCGUCGCUGAGUCGGACUUGGGCACGGACGAUAUUCGCUGGAUGGGGGCGCAUCGGUUCACCUACGGCUUCCUCGUGCGACUUAUGCGACGGACCAUCUACCCGUGCGAUCUGGCCAUGAAGGUGGUUCUGGACGACAAGAAAGCCAUCAAAGACCACUACGAGGAGUACGCCGGCCGCCCGGCGCCCGGUCGCCCGGACGAGGUUCCUGCCGGCGGCCUACCCGAGUUGCAGUACGGCACAGUCCAGGACGAGCUCCCGAGCGACUGGGAGGUCAUCCCCGGGGAGACCAUGGGCAACUUCUACGCGGGCAACAUGGCCAUCAUGUCCAAGGAUACCAGCUUCUUCCCGGCCGCGGUGCCGCAGGACGGACUGAUGGACGUGGUCACCAUCGACGGGACGGUCAGCCGGUCCACGUCCAUCAAGAUGAUGACCUCCAUCCCGGAAGGGACCUUCUUCGACAUGCCCGACGUGCACGUGCGCAAGGUGGCAGCCUACCGAUUGAUUCCGCGGGAGACGGAAGGCUACAUCAGCGUGGACGGCGAGUCGGUCCCGUUUGAGGGAAUCCAAGCCGAGGUGCACCAGGGGUUGGGUACUGUGCUCUCCAAGUCGGGCCACCUGUACGAGACGGACGGGCCUCGGCCUUGAGAUAGAUUUUCCCCCUUAUUAUUUUUUUUUUCUUUGGUUUUGGCUUUUGAUUUUGACUUUGGCGACUACAUGUCUACCAUGAUUUGUAUCAUUACUGUUUCAGUCGCACACCUGAUGAGAUACCCGGGCGCAAUACCCAGUGGCA
This is a messenger RNA of Aspergillus candidus, 1892 nucleotides long. RefSeq names its product putative sphingosine kinase (SphK). The coding region runs from base 74 to 1747 and encodes 557 amino acids. The transcript is spliced from 3 exons. The record is from RefSeq and is a predicted model, not a curated record. Gene Ontology annotation, cellular component: intracellular membrane-bounded organelle; membrane; cytoplasm. Lineage: Eukaryota; Fungi; Ascomycota; Eurotiomycetes; Eurotiales; Aspergillaceae. Gene Ontology annotation, biological process: sphingosine biosynthetic process.